UAACUUCGACAACCGGCUUUGGUAGAAAAAUGAAGACCAAUCUUUCUUUAUUUUGUCUUUUAGUACCAGUUUAUGCCAUCUUAAUCGGUCAGAUAAAUGGAGAUUCCGUAUUUGGCUGUGGUGGAUUUGUCAAAUCUGACGUCGAUAUAAACUUUUCCUUAGUUGAAGUGAAGUUGUAUACCAUGCAUGGAAGUAUAAAGUAUCAGACUGACUGUGCUCCAAACACUGGGUACUAUCUCAUUCCACUGUAUGACAAGGCUGACUUUAAGCUGAAAGUAGAACCACCUAAAGGAUGGAGCUUUGAACCUGAAAGUGUGGAAUUGAAGAUUGACGGCACCACUGAUCCAUGCAGUCGUCAGGAAGACAUUAACUUUAAGUUUACAGGGUUCUCUGUUAAUGGAAAGGUUAUAAGUAAAGGACAAGUGAAUGGACCUUCUGGUGUGACAGUAACACUUCACAAGUCAGGAUCACCAGACAUCCUACAGACUGUUACAACAGCUGACGAUGGAAGCUACAUUUUCACUAAAGUCAUGCCAGGGGAUUAUGACUUAAAAGCAACUGCAUCUCCAAAAUAUAAAUUCUUACAGCAACAAGCCAAGGCUACAGUGACUUCUGAUAAUGCUGAUGUAGGAAAUUCUAUAGUGAUAGCUGGUUAUCAAGUGGUUGGUAGUGUACAAAGUGAAGGAGAACCAAUCAAGGGAGUUAAUUUUGUACUGUUUUCAAAAGUUGUAAACAAACAGGAUGUGGGUGACUGUGAAAAAUCAGUUCCUAAAGGAUUUGUCUCCCCUGACAAGCAGGAGUCCUUAUGUUAUGUUACAUCAAAGGAUGAUGGAACAUUUACUUUCCCCUCGCUGUCUGUAGGCGAGUAUAGCAUUGUACCAUUUUUCAAAGGAGAACAUAUCAGAUUUGAUGUUGUACCUGCUAGUAUGGAGUUUAAGGUUCUUCAUAAUGCAGUCAAAUUACAGCAAACCUUCCAAGUGUCAGGAUUUUCUGUUAGUGGCAGAGUUAUCAAUUCUCAAAAGGGAUCUGGAGUUGGUAAUGCUGCAGUGUAUGUAAAUGGUAAAAAACAAACUACAACAAAACCUGAUGGUACUUAUCACCUGGAGAAUAUGAAGACAGGAUCAUAUAUCAUCAAAGUUGAGGUUGAAAACAUCCUGUUUGAUGAAACCAGUGUUAAAAUAUCUCCUAAUACUCCACAUCUACCUAAUAUUAUAGCUACCAAAUUUAGCCUUUGUGGUCAGAUAGUCAUUGAUAAGCUUCCUGAAGGUCUUAGACAAGUACCUCCACAAAGAAGAGUCAUCUAUUUCCCAGAAGGGAAAAAUUCUGAUGCUGUAUCCAUAGCAACAGAUAAAGAUGGGAAAUUCUGUACCCAUGCUGCAUCAGGCAAAUAUGUGAUUAAGGUACAUCUCACAGAAGAAGAGAUGGCAGGAGGUCUCCAGAUUAUCCCCAGUGAGAAGUCUAUCACUAUACCUAAUGCUCCUGUAUUAGAUGUUAUGUUUACACAGUUCAGAGCUAAAGUUACAGGAGCUGUUGCUUGUCUAGAGAAAUGUGGGUCAAUGGAGGUAUCCUUAGAGGCUGUAGGACGAGAUGACUUUAAACACACAUCUCAGGUGAAAGAAUCAGGAAAAGAAGGCAUAUUUUAUUUUGAGAAUGUGAUGCCAGGAAAAUACAAAGCUAUUUUGAUGCAUGAUACAUGGUGUUGGAAGGAGAAAACCAUUGACAUAGAGGUCACAGAUAAAGAUCUAACAGGCAUUAAGUUUAUACAGACGGGAUAUAUACUCAAAUGUAGUAUCUCACAUGAAAUUAAAUUGCAUUUUGCCCAUGAGAAGAAAGUUGGUACAGUUGGGUCAUUUGAUUUGAAUAAAGGAAAGAACAGAUUCUGUUUAGCCCAGCCAGGUGUAUAUAAGUUGACACCAGAUUCCUGUCACAAGUUUGAAAAGGAUAUAUACACAUAUGACACAUCAAGUCCAGAGUUGCUGACAUUGACAGCAGUAAAACAUCUGAUAGAGGGCAGUGUUACAACAGAAGAAGCUGUUCAGGAUCUGACAGUCACACUUUUAUCAAUGGUGGAUAAAACGCCAGUUGUCCUUGGGCCUCUGACAACAGACAACAAACCCCCACCAGCAGAUACCAAAGACAACAAAGCAGCACAACCAACUGGACCAUUUGUAUAUAAGUUCUCACACUGGGCAAGAACUGGUGAAAAGCUGGAAGUUAGUGUCAGUUCUAAAGAACUGUUAUUCAGUCCUGCCAAAACUGAAGUUGCUGUUUUAGGAGAUACCUGUGCUGGUGAGGUAGCUAAGUUUAUUGGUAAGAGAGGUGUGUUUAUAAUUGGUCAUAUUAAACCAGCAAUCGAGGGAGUUAACAUUACAGUGACAACUAAAGGAGUCCAGGCACCUUCUGUUUCGAUUAAUUCAGCUGCUAAUGGUGGAUUUAAGAUUGGACCAUUACACAAAGGAAAUGACUAUGAAGUUUCUGCAGAGAAACAUGGUUAUGUGUUUGUAAAACAAGAUGGUGAAAUGGCUGUGUUCUCUGCUUAUAAACUGGGAGAAAUCUCUGUCAAGGUGAUAGACAAGGAAGGGACUGCUCUACCUGGAGUGGUGUUGUCCCUGAGUGGAGAUAAACAAUACAGAAGUAAUAAUGUUACACAAGAUAAUGGUACCAUUGUCUUCCCUGAACUGGGACCUGGAAAAUAUUUCUUGAGAUCCAUGAUGAAAGAAUACCAGUUUGAACCAGCUUCCCAGCUGAUAGAAGUAUUAGAAGGUACCACAAUGAAUAUCACUAUCAGUGGAAAGAGAGUAGCAUUUAGUUGUUAUGGCCAAGUUACCUCAUUGAAUGGAGAGGCUGAACAAGGAAUAAUUGUAGAGGCCAUGGGAGAAGGAGAAGGGUGCUCCUUGUUUCAGGAGGAAUCUAAAACAGACCAAGAAGGACUUUAUCGUAUAAGAGGUCUUCAGCCCAAAUGUACUUAUGUCAUCAGAUUGAAAACUGAAGUUAACAAACAUAUUGAAAGAUCAGCACCAAAAUCCAGAAAUAUUAUGAUAGAGAAUUCUGAUUUCACAGGAGUUAACAUCAUUGCUUUCCGUAAAAUGAACCAGAUGGACAUCAGUGGAAAUAUUGUCUGUCAUGAUGAUUACUUAUCUACUCUCAAGAUACAUUUAUACAGAGAUGAUAAUGUUGAUUCACCAAUACACACAGUUAAUAUGGGUGUGACAUCAUUCUUCUUUCUCCCAUCAUUACCUAUCAAUAAUGAGAAAUAUCUGAUAAGAAUAGAGAGUUCAUUAUCUAGAUCAUCAUAUGAUUAUACAUUACCAGAAACAGAGUUCUUAGCAAAUCAAUCAUACAAACAUUUUACAGUUGAUUUUACACCACAGAGAAAAUCAUUAGAACAAGAAUUAAAUCAAGGAUCAUUCCUUAUACUACCUCUAACAUUGCUGUUAGCCUAUGCUAUUUAUAAUUAUCAAACUCUGUUACCCUUUAUGUUAAGAUCAGUUAAUCAGAUACAGACAAUGUUAACAGUAAACCAGGCUGAUUUGGUCCACGCUUCACAGAGUGGAGGAGGAGGAGGUGAUGCAUCAUUGUACAGUGAACAGGUCGGAGCUGCUAAAAAGAAAGCUAAACCAAGAAAAACAUAAUCUAUACAGAAAACUUAGAAAUGAUUUUAAAUUAUUUAUAAAUUACUUCAUUAGGCUUUAUAUCACUACUGUGGAUUCAUUAUUAUACAAGGGGUGCCAAUUUUUUGGAUUUCAUGGGUAUAUACAUACAUAUGGAAACCAAGAAUGUAAAAGGCCAACGAAGAAUAAAUUUUCUAUAGGCUUGUAUACAAACUUUUGCAAAACAAUGAAAUCACCAAAUUUCCACAAAAAUAUUAUUUUUCCGCAAUCCAUCAAAUUAGUACCCACAAAAAUAAAUGAAUCCACAGUAAUAUUUAUCAGAGAUUUUUUUAGUUUUUUAAAAAUUCUAUCAGUUAUUUGGGAAAAUUCUAAAAUUGGUCAUCUUUGUUUUGUAUUCGUCUUUUUGUUGUUGGUAUUUUUUAGCUUUUGGUGAAGAUUGGUUUAAAAAAAAAGAAUAAUGAAAAGAUAUUUGAAAUUUAUGGAUUUUUUAAACUUUUGAAUUCUCAGGUAGAAAAGAAAGCCUAGUAAUAUCAAUUGAUUUUGAUAAAAAAAAUCUUUGAGUAUUCUAAUGAAAUAAUAUAUGAUAAAGGUUUUUUUUUACCAAAUUAUUGCUGACACACUUAAUAACAAAAAGUACUUUUGAUUUUAUUCAGUUUGAGAGUGAGUAGGUCAAUUGAUUUAUUACUGUAUUAAUGGUACUCAUAAAAUCACCAAAGAUCUAUUAACAUUUUAUCUAGUGAAUAAUUUGUAUUGACUAUUCGUUGAACCAUUCUUUCAUCAUUUAAGGAUUUUAUUUCUUAGAAAUUAUUGUUUAGUUUUUCCCAAUUUUCAUGUUGAUCCUAAAUAUUUUUUUUUAUACAUUAUGGAUUGAAAUACUUAGUAAAAGCAUCAUUAGUUUGAAUGUGCAUUUCAUCACAUAAGAAGCAUACACAUCAUUGUACAUUCCUUUUGUGUUAUUCUAACUGACUACAUACACAUUUAUUGGUUCUUCAUGUCAUAUAUAUUACAUGUAAUGUGAUAUAAACUCAAUGUGUGUGUGCUAUUGGUAGUAAAUUAGGUGUUGAGAGGUUUCAUGCUUGAAAUUUAACUUUUAUAGAAUAUGUUUUACUGUUAUGAAGAAUGAUGAAUGAUUUUAUUGACUGAAAACUAUAAAUUAUGGGUUAUGAAUUUGAAAGUCAGAAUAAUGUCAUUUUCUUGUAAGAAAUACAUUUUAAUUUUUUUAAAUGUUUGUCACUAUCUGUAACUAUUAAGCAGAUUUACAUAUUUUUUUAAAUUUCUGAUUAAAAUUCCUAAGUAAAAAUGAGUGCUUAACCAUUGUAUGUUUCUCCUGCAAUAGACCACUACAGGAGACUAGCCAAUUAAAAAUGUCAUCAGUGUGUACCUUUAAGUGUUUUAUGAUACAGUUGAGAGUAAUUGUUGUUGAGAGACAGGAAUGAAGACAAUGUAUAGGAUUGAUGAUCACUAUGACAUAAAAUAUGUUGUAUGUAUCUUGAUAGUGCAAUAUUUAUUUGUUAAGAAAUAUAAUUUAUUAAUCAAGACAUAAUUGUUUAUAGUCACAUUUUAAAGAAUAAAUUUAUGAUGAUGAAUUAAAGACAUAUCAUGGGCAGUCAAAUUUAGGAACACUGAUUGAAGUUGCUGUCUUCUAGAUAUUUCUUGUCAAUUUAUAUAUUAUGGUAAGAGGUUUGAAAAUGGGUCAUUUCAAGGAUGUUUAUGAACAAACAAAAUAGCUACAUACCUCAAUACUGUAGAUAGAAUAUAUAAUCAUAUAUCCAGGACAUUGUUGGGUGAAAAAUUGUAAAAAGGUCAGAAUAUAGAAUUAUUCAUAUAUGUUUAAGGGAUGAAUGAAUAGAUUGCUGAAAUUAUAACAAAAAUGUGAUAAACCUCAUGACCAAUUUAUGAUGUCACGUUUAUUCUGUUAUUCCAUUGUGCUUGGUGUUGUGUAAAUGGAUCAACCUUAUACAUACCUGUAUUAAUUAGUCCAAAAAUUUAUGGCAUUGAAUUUAAAUCACUUCUUUUUGUCCUUUUUCUUUUGAUGAAUAUUUUAGAUUAAAGGAAAAGCAAUGAAACUACAAUAUUUUUUUAGACAUUAGGAAAUUGUAAAAUGUAAGAUUUUUUUUAAUCUAAUUCUUGAAAGGUUUUUAUAUAACGAAUCUCCAGGCAUGAUGGAAUUGGUUAACAAAGAUUUUUAUGAUUAAGAAAAACGAUAACAUUAGUGUUCUACUAAUUACACAUUCCUGAAUAACAAAGCAUUAUCAACAUGCCAAUCAAAUUAAUCAAAAGUUAAGAGGACAAAAAUAAAAACUGCAGACAUGUAUUUCAUAUUCAUUUACUCAAUACAGCUUCAUUGGUAUUCACAAUGUCAUGGAUGCAUUUAAAAGUUCUAUGUUUAAACUAAUGCGAUACUGUCUAUACAUAAUAUAUUUUAACGUAUAAAGAGAAUUGCAAUUUCUUGUUAAAUAUACCAUCUAAAUUUGAUUGUUUUGUCUCAAGGCCUCUUUUUUAAACUUAAUGUGGGCAGGUGUUUUUCUUCUUUCCUGGAAUUUUUUAUGAUUUCAAGAAUUUGUCUGGCCAAAUAUAAUUGGAUUUAACAAGAAGCCAAUGUUAAGAAAAUAUCAAUCUGUAGAAUUGUUAGAAUUGUCCAGUUUGUGUAAAGUUUAACACUUGAAUUGAACUCUCAAAAUAAUGUUGUUGCGUUUUUUUUUCUGUUUAACAACUCUUAAUGUGACAUGAAAUAGAUAGCUUGUUAUAUACGAAAAUUAAGAAACAAUCUCCAAUGUAGAACAAAUUUAAUGAAUUGAGGGAACCUUGAGAAACAAAUAAUUUUUUGCAGUGGCUUCAGAGGUUUUUUGUAUGGAAUUAUAAGUUAAAAUAUUAGUAAAUAUUGUUGAGUGUUUUGAUAGAGACUUCAUUAUAUGAAAAGACACUUUUUUUUAAUAAAAUGUGAUAAAAGUGU
Molecule: messenger RNA, 6564 nt
Organism: Mytilus californianus (California mussel)
Lineage: Eukaryota; Metazoa; Mollusca; Bivalvia; Mytilida; Mytilidae
Product: nodal modulator 1-like
Exons: 30
Coding region: 30-3632 (1200 amino acids)
Cellular component (GO): endoplasmic reticulum membrane
Molecular function (GO): carbohydrate binding
Source: RefSeq, a predicted model, not a curated record